Messenger RNA from Manihot esculenta (cassava), 2202 nucleotides. RefSeq names its product AT-hook motif nuclear-localized protein 28. The coding region runs from base 399 to 1337 and encodes 312 amino acids. Gene Ontology annotation, cellular component: nucleus. Lineage: Eukaryota; Viridiplantae; Streptophyta; Magnoliopsida; Malpighiales; Euphorbiaceae. The record is from RefSeq and is a predicted model, not a curated record. The transcript has a single exon. Gene Ontology annotation, molecular function: minor groove of adenine-thymine-rich DNA binding; DNA-binding transcription factor activity.
UAGCUAACCAAAUCUGUCUCUUCGUGGACCCUACCCUUCAACAGUUCUACCUUCCCAAUUCCAGCGGCGCUAUUAGUCUUUACUUGGUUUCCAAGUUCACCCACCUUCUCUUUAACUCUUCUCCCACUUCACAUUUACAAUUACACCCACCUCUUCCUCUCCUUAAAUUCUUUAAACAUAUCUAAGAACCAUCCUUCUCUUUUCUUCCUCGUUGCCCAUCCUCAUCCUCUUCCAUAUCUAUCCAUCUUUGUAAUUUAUCUUCUUCUUCUUCUUCUUCUUCUUCUUCUUCCAUUUUUUUAUUAUUUAUUAUUGAUCUUGUCCGACCAAGCAAUUUGCAAAUAUCCUACCAAUUAUAAGCCAUACUUGCCAAAAAUAGAGAUUAUAAAAUAACGCAAAACAUGAAAGGUGAAUAUGUAGAGGCACACCAUCCACCAAAGCAUGAAAACGUCACCCCUAUGAACAUGUUCUCUAAACUUCAUCCCCAUCCCCAUCACCAGCUCCCUUUCUCUCAGCACUUCCAACUCUCUCGUGAAUCUGAAGAUGAUGAAACUAGAAGCACCGGCGCUGCCGCCGUAACCACCCCUUCCCCUAACACCAAUCCCGCCACCACCACAACACCAAGCCAGAAGCAGAAACCCACCGAACCCAAUAGCAGUGCUGGCACUGAUGGUGCCAGUAUUGAAGUUGUUCGCAGGCCCAGGGGUAGACCGCCUGGUUCCAAGAAUAGACCUAAACCACCUGUGGUCAUUACACGAGACCCUGAACCAGCUAUGAGUCCUUACAUUCUCGAAGUCCCUGGUGGAAGCGACGUCGUUGAAUCGAUAUCCCGCUUUUGUCGCCGCAAGAACAUCGGAAUCUGCGUUCUUACAGGAUCUGGCGCCGUUACUAAUGUUACUCUUCGUCAGCCAUCAACGACUCCCGGGUCUACCAUUACUUUCCAUGGAAGCUUCGAUAUUCUAUCGCUUUCUGCUACGUUUAUGCCUCAACCGGUGUCGCAUCCAGUGCCCAACACUUUUACUAUCUCUCUGGCGGGUCCGCAGGGCCAGAUCGUGGGUGGGUUUGUUGCUGGAAGCUUGGUAGCAGCUGGUACCGUGUAUGUCAUCGCGGCGACGUUUAAUAACCCUAGUUAUCACCGGUUACCGGGUGAAGAUGAAGGGAGGAACUCUGGGUCUGGCGGCGAGGGUCAGUCUCCGUCUGUGUCCGGUGCCGGUGGAGGCGGAGGAGAUAGUGGACAUACGCAAGGUGGAGGGGAGUCGUGCGGGAUGGUUAUGUACAGUUGUCAUUUGCCCUCUGAUGUAAUCUGGGCACCCACUGCUAGGCCACCACCGCCCUACUGAAGGACUAAGGAGAGAGUAAAAGCUACUGUGAAUUUUUAGAUCUCUUUUUUUUUUCCCCUUGCAAAGAAACAAACUUUAGGCGUUGCGUUUAAUUAAUUAUCAUCUUCAUCUCUGCUGUUUAAUGUUGAGUUUUUAAUGUUAAUGUAGCGUAGUAGUGAUCUGAGCUCGAAGGAACAGUUUUUUUUUCUUUAAAGAAACAUUCUUUUCUCAUUUAUGAUUUAAUAGAAUUAGAAUUCCCAAAGAAAAUUACUGUUAUUUGGAAAACAGAGAAGUGAAAAGAAAGAUCAUAGAGUGGUCUGACGUAGUUGUUUGAAUUGAAUAUUUGAAUAGACUGUGGAUGAGUCAUGGAUGUUUAUCUUAUCACGGGUUUUACAACGAGGGAUAUUUCUCUGCCUUGACGGGUUUGCUUUCGAAGUUCGAGAAUGAGCAAUAUCUGUGCAAUCCACCGCAGAUGGCGAGGACUGAGCUGCUUAAUAAAUGCAGCAGGAACAGGCUGCAGUGCAGUUACACCAAUGGGUGAAAGAUAAUGCUGAGUCUGACUGAUUUUGGCCAUUGCUUUAGCUUGAGGCUACUUGAUAUGGAUAAAGCGUAUGGCAGUGGGGAACGUGGCUAGGGUUGUGGUUGCCAGUUUUCUUUUCAGACAAUAGAGAUAGAUAGAUGCUUGCUUUAUCCAAAUACGCUCUUGAAAGCUCUCUUCCAAAACCCACUUUAAAUUUCUAUCUGAUCUAUCUGUACUUUCUUUUGUCUAUUUCUCUACUUCCUCAAUUCCUUUCCUUUUCUCUUUGACGGGAAAAAGAAGAAGACAUAACAUAAUGCAAUUGAAGAGAUAGGGUUACCCUAUUCUCUUAUGCCUCCUUUUUGUUUA